This is a messenger RNA of Lucilia sericata (common green bottle fly), 1197 nucleotides long. RefSeq names its product plasminogen receptor (KT)-like. Gene Ontology annotation, biological process: positive regulation of plasminogen activation. The transcript is spliced from 3 exons. Gene Ontology annotation, cellular component: plasma membrane. The coding region runs from base 266 to 721 and encodes 151 amino acids. The record is from RefSeq and is a predicted model, not a curated record. Lineage: Eukaryota; Metazoa; Arthropoda; Insecta; Diptera; Calliphoridae.
AACAAACAGUCUUCAAAUAUUUUGCAAAUGUGUCUGUCAGAUUGAUUUGACAAAGCGUUCAAUACAUACAAACAAAAAUUAUCAAAAUAUUAAACAAAAAUACCUAACUAAAUGAAAAAAUUUGGCAAAUGUGUAGAUAAAAACAAUUUAUAUUAAAAAAAAAUAACUUUUAACGUUAUUAAAUAAUAAUAAAACAGCAAUAAUUCAUUUAUUUUUAUCUGUAAAAUAUUUUUGUGUAACUAUUAAGUAACAAUCAAAUAAAAAAAUGGGUAAUAAAUCCUCAAGCAAUAUCUCAACUUAUCCCCAACAUGACGAUCCGGCCUAUAGAAAAUGUCAAGAAUUAAAGAUGGAACGUUGGAUACAAAUGCACUAUCAAAUUAAGGAACGUGAACAGGCCACUGAAAUCGCCCGUAAUAGAGAAUUUUUCUAUUGGUUAAGUGGUUUCUAUAUAACUUCCCUGCUGGGUUGUUUUUCAUUUUAUCAACGCACUCGAAGACCGGUUACAUUACUGCCCAUGGUACCUUUGUCAUUUGUUAUGGGCUAUUACGGUGAUUUAGCUUAUGGCAGUAAGAUACAUCGUAUUAAAGCUGAAGCCAAUAUGAUAAUGGAACAUGAACCAGAACUAUUGCAUUGGCCUGGUGGUCUACCCACAGUGGCCACGAUUGAUGAGGCACGUGUCGAGGCUGAAAUGGAAAAGAAAAUGCAUCCCCACCACUCAUAGACUCUAACAAAUGAUGAAGAUUCAAACAGCUUAAUAAUUCCCUAUGAUGCUCAAGUUAUACUAUUUUUAAUUAAUAAUUAAUGGUAUUCACUAAAAUUUAAAAAAUAAUACAACAGCAACAACACGUAUAUAAUACAUUAGUUAUAUUUAGGACAAUAUUAAUAUUUCUUAGAAAAGAAAAAUUUCCCAUAUUCAUUAAUAAGAACCAAAAUAAUAAUUUUAAUGCCAUUAUGAAAAUUAGUGUGUGUGUAAGAAAAGUUUCAAUCUAAAAGAAAACGUAGAAUAUUUAUUAAAAAUUUUUAUUUCUUAUUCCUCUUGUGGCCAUUUAUACUUGAAUAAUAUUUAUAUUUAUAGUAAUUUAUUAAUAAAUUCCUUAACUUAUUUAAAUUGUAUACACUUUUCACAAAACGCCCUUCUAAUACUAAAAUUUUUCACUACUCUUUGUGUGAGUUAAUAUGAUCCAUGAAUAAAAUAAA